Solea solea (common sole) is the source of this 5898-nucleotide messenger RNA. RefSeq names its product nerve growth factor receptor b (gene ngfrb). Gene Ontology annotation, biological process: Rho protein signal transduction. The record is from RefSeq and is a predicted model, not a curated record. The transcript has 6 exons. Lineage: Eukaryota; Metazoa; Chordata; Actinopteri; Pleuronectiformes; Soleidae. Bases 278 to 1552 code for a protein of 424 amino acids. Gene Ontology annotation, molecular function: nerve growth factor binding; coreceptor activity; death receptor activity. Gene Ontology annotation, cellular component: cell surface; plasma membrane.
GCCAUAUGAGUCCAGCAAAGCGCACAGAGCUGAGCAUCCAGUGGUCCAAUAUUAAUCUUUUUCCUCUGACUGGGCACGCGCGCUCUCUCUCUCUCUCUCUGCGUCUUUGUGUGUGUGUGUGUGUGCGCGCGCGCAGCCGCAGCAGCUCGUGAACUCAGCGCAAACCAGCGGUGACACACACUUGGUCGCGAAGAAGACUUUUCGGAGAGUUUGAGAGAAACAAAGUGAAGACGCGGUGAUGUUUCCUCCACGCAGGGAUCACUGAGAGACUUUCAGGAUGAACUCCGCUGUCACAGCAGUGGUCCUCGGAGUGCUGGUUGGGACUCUGGCCAAAAAGGACGAGUGUUUUUCAGGCCAGUUUACAACCAGAGGGGAAUGCUGCAGGCAGUGUCAGCCCGGGGAGGGAGUCGUCAGAGCGUGUGGAGUCAACCAGACUGAGUGUGAUCCCUGCCUCGACAGUGAAACUUUCUCAGAAAACCUCAGUCACACAGAGAAAUGUAAGACCUGCACACAGUGCACAGGUCUCCUCCGCAUGGCAACGCCGUGCACGGACUCCAAUGACGCUGUCUGUGUGUGCAACUACGGCUACUACCAGAACGAACUGUCGCAGCAGUGUGAACCCUGCACCAAAUGUCCUGAGGGCCAGGGGAUGUUGUUCAGCUGCGAGCUGGAUCAUGACACUGUGUGCGAGGUGUGCACUGUGGACACAUAUUCGGACCAGGAAAGUUUUCAUGAGCCCUGCAUCCCUUGCACCACCUGUGAUGAUGAUGAGCUACUGCAGGCCUGUACGUCUGUCAUCGAUACAGUUUGUAAAGUUCAAUACCUAUCAGUGUCUCCAACCCCCUUCAUGAACGAAGGAGGUGAAGAUGAACUCUUUCCAUCAGAGGAGCCUCCACCAGAUAUCCUUACAGAGAGAACCACCACCACCACCAGUGGUGACUCCCAGGAGCGGAUCUACCAGGGUCUGAACGACAAACUCAUCCCCAUCUAUUGCUCCAUCCUGGCUGCUGUCGUGGUCGGCCUUGUGGCCUUCAUCAUUUUCAAGAGGUGGAACAGCUGUAAGCAGAAUAAACAGGGGGCCAACAACUGCACAGCCAACCAGAACCAGACUCCAUCACCUGAGGGGGAGAAGCUGCACAGCGACAGUGGCAUUUCUGUGGACAGCCAGAGUCUGCAGGAGCAGCAGGGCCAGACUCAGGCCCACACAGUUGUCACCAUGGAUGAAGAGCCUUGUCUGCUCCUUCCACUUCACACCAGGGAGAAAGUGGAGCAGCUUCUGUUCCGGGGCAGUGAAGGGGACAACUGUGAUCACAUGGACGACAGUGACUGGUGCAACCUUGCGGGCCUCCUGGGAUAUGAGGAGGAGCGGAUCGCUACCUUCCAAAAGGAGGAUCAUCCUGUCCGUGCCCUCCUGUCUGACUGGGCGAGCAAGGACUGUGCCAGCAUUGACGCACUGUGCACGGCACUGCGCAAGAUCAACCGUGACGACGUCGCCCAGAGUCUAGUGCUCAGUCCAAGCACAGUGAAGCCAACAGCCACCUCUGUGGUGUGAGUGAAGGUCAUCAGAGAGUGCCUCAAACAUAACCUUUAUAUUGAUCUGGCCGCCCUCACUCCACAUAAUUCAUGCUAAACUGCUUUAAGCUAUUCCCUCAUGAAGUCAGCAGACACAGUGAAUCAUUUUAUGUUUAAUUAAGGGUUAUAAUGCCAGAGUCAAGUCAAGGCAGAGACAAUAAUUCUACUGUCAGGAUGUGCCUGUAAUCAACCAUUCUGACAUUUGUUCUUUUUAAAUCCACACAGUGUAAAGAAAGGUGUGGAUAAGGGUUUCCAGUAAUCAUUCUUUUGUGAGCCUGGAAUAUCCUUGUGCCUCCAUGCAGCCUUUGACAUCCAGCUGACCAUUUCCUCAGACUUUUGCAACCUUGAAAUAGCAGCUUCCUGAUCCUCUACAUCUUCAAUCAACAAUAAUAGUUACUUAGCCAGUUACUUAUAACUUAUAUGAUAAGCUGUUGUACGACCUUGCAAGCAUAUGCUAACCAAAGAGGAGUAAACAUCUCCAGACCACGCGCCAUUACUGACAUGCCAUGUUACACACCACACAGUAUGUGGAUCAUUGUAAAUAUGACAAUCUGGGGAAAGAUAUUUGGAUGCAUUUCAAGUCGGUUCUUCAAAAGCCAAGUUCACCUACAUGCCCUUAUUUUAUGUGCUUGUGUUAGGUUUCAGACAUGUGGAAUUAAUCUCACCUUUGAUUUAAAUGAUUUCUAUAGCGAAGACUUUGCUCGUUUUUGCCUGCCACGUUCCAACCACGUGGUCUGUGCUGCAGGACACUGAUUGAAGCAACAUGAGAAUCCAGACUAUAUGCUCAGGCCUGUCUACGCAACACAGGAGCCAAGUCAUCCAAUAACAACAACCAUAUAUACUGUAUAUAGAUAAAAUGGCAAGUGCACACACCCAGUAGAAGGAGCAAAGUUUGUAUAUAGAACCACACAUACCUUAGACCCACAAUAUGUAGCCAUGCAUGCAUGUACUAUACAGACUCUUACUUUCAUUGUUAUUUAAUCUACAGAACACAGACCACACCACCGCCGUAAACAUCCAUCAAUCCAUUGUCUACCGCUUCUAUCCUCACUGUUGUAAUAACUCACCACUGACGCCGUUACUCUCAGGUAGCCUAAAGAUUUUACUAGAUUAUUACUAACCACUCACAUAUUACACUUCAUGUAGUAGUGUUAAUUAAAAUGAAGGUAUUCUCACUCUACUCUCUAAGGACCAUUGUGUUUUAAUUCUCAAAUCACUGUAAAUGGUGUUAUGUCUCCUGGUUGUAGCACUUAAAAUGUACGUCUGCUUUCCAUCACGGAAGUGCCUGGAGCUACUUCAGGUAUCUGCUGAUGUUGUACAUUUGAGUUUUGGACUGUUUUUGUAAGUCUAAUUGUUUUUGUUAUUCUUUUUUUUUGUACUUGUAAAUAAUUAGUAAUUUUCUAUUUUUUAUGUUACUAAUAUGUGAAUGAGACUAGUUUGAAAAGUAAAGGCAAAGGGAAGGGAAGGGAAGGGAGCUGCAUUUGUGAGGUGUUAAGUGUAACUUGAAAAAUGACUCGGCAUGAAGUCAUGUGUCAAGAUGCUACCAAGCUAGAGCUUCUAAACAUCUGGUAACAAGUGGUGCCUUCACAUUGGGUCCAUUUGCGCUUAAAUACCUAAAGAGUCCUUGUUAACAAUUUGUGUUCCACAUUUCUUAUUUGUCUUCGGAAAACUUUCCUCGUGGAACGGUUUUCUUUUUGUCUUUCUUGCAUUAUGUCAACGUUAAUGCCCAUUUCUACUCUAUUUGUGUCUGUUUUGUGUGCCAAACGUUAUCUCUGUCACGACCCCUCUGUGCGUCUUUUUGCGUUGGUAUGGACGAUAUGCAAUUCUUCCUUUCAAGUUGGAAACAUGGCGACCAUUGAAGAGGUUACUUUAGUGUGCUUGAUCUGCAACAGACAGAGACCACUGAGUUUAAGUUGUCCCAUUAACAUUAUAUAGAUGGAUGUAAUUCCGCAUCUUCUCACAGAGUUGCUUUUCAAAGCUUUCCGCCAUUUGUUUAAUCCCUGUAAAGACUCUUAGUUGUUUUCCUGACUGAUUGGACGAUUGACUCUAUACUGCCCCCACGAUUUCCAGUGGUGUUACUCAUUUUGUUUGUAAUCUUUGUAAGCUCUCCUGUGACGUGCACAAUGACGGACAAAACUAAUCAAAAUACAGACGAAAGGCUCUUCCUUCUCUUUCUUUUGUGUAGUGUAUAUAUAUAUAUAUAUAUAUAGGCCUUUACCUGUACACACCUAAUGACUUUACGACUUGAACACCAAGCAUGUUGUUAUGAAAACUUCCACGAGUCUCGUUUUAAGGCACCAAAAAUACACUAUACACUAGCUUUAGCUUUUAUUCUUAUUAUCAGGGCUCUCAUGUUUUGAAGUCAGUUCAGAGUGAGAUUUUGUCGGGAAGGGCAGGGGUAGGUGAGAGGUGUCGGUGGGGGGGUUAUGAUUGUGUGUUGUAUGCGUUGGUGUGUUCAGGACAGGGGUAAGGGGCUGAAUCUGAAUCUAAUCUUUGAAACGAUUAAUGUAUGCAUGGCCAGGAUAUAAAACCUUAAAAUUAAAUAUUACUACUAAAAGUAGCCUCCUGACUAAAAUGGACUAUGUAACGAUCAACUUUCAAAAAGAAACAACAACAGAUGAUGGACAUAUGACUACACUAGUGUAAGACAAGAAAUGAUAACAGAAUAAGCCACACCCCCUUUCUGUGUGUUUUUCAAGUUAUUUAAUUUCAAAUGUUAAGAGGUUAUAAAGUCCAGUCGUGUAUGUAUUGUAUAUGUAUUGUUGUGUGUAGCAGUGACGCUCACGAACUAGUAUCUGUGCUCCAGUUUCUGUGGUCAGAAGCGGCACAUACAGAGACUUUCUGUGCUUUCUGCGCGUUUUCAUGUGCGUUUCCUCCCGGUUCCAUAGCGAUAGCGGCGCGCCAAAAUGAGAAUUUAUAUUCUCAUUUUUUUCAGCGUGAGAAAUACAGUGCAUGACUGUCGCGUUCACUGCGUGAGACUCGAGAGCCCUGUAUUAUAUGAAAAUAUUUCUGCUUCUACCAUCACUUAGAGCAAAUCUUUAGGCUAAUGCUGGGAUCAGACAACACAGUAUUUGUGUCUUUUACAGUGGUCAUCAUGUCAGAUUAUUAAUCACAGCGGCAUGGAUGUUGUGUCUUGUUCGGGCAAAACUACAAGUAUGACCCUGACCAAUCAUCGUUCAUGACCCUGCAUGAGUUCAUAAGUCAUUGGGGAGCCAUUACUCACCAGUUUGCUGAAGUGCCUUCGCUAUUUCUUGCCAACACUAAUCAAUUUAACUUUGUCAUGGUCAUCCCUUGAUGCUAAAACUCAAGAAAACAUCCUUCAGUGUCACUACUCCACCUAACAGCUGCAGCAUCCCUCUUCCUCUUCCCCUUGUCUGUUAAGCCACAUCACUCUGUUAUCCUAUUGGUCAUUGUCCAGGAGAUGUUGUAGGAGAUGUCAGACUAGGCGGGAAAAAUAGGACUUCUCAUCAGGGUGUUGUGGAGCAUCCUAGACACCAAAUCUCUGUUCAUUGAUAUUACACUACACAUGUUUUAUUCACAAUUAACACUGGAAAUAUGUCGGUCAUGACCAAAUGCUUGAAAAUAGGCCUGAAUUCCGUGUAGUCUGAUCCCGGCAUUAGAUAAACUAACAGACUGGCUAUAGCCACACAUUUGUCUUAUUUUUACCAAGUCUUUGAAUUUAAAUCUUUGGAAGAAAAUUAUAUAAUAUACAAAAUGAAAAAACUGUGUUUCUGUGUGUUUAUUCUCCCAAUGCAGCUCACAGCAUUAUCAAAAUUGAAAAGUGACCUUUUCAUUGAGGUUAUUUCUCCAAAUGUUUGGACUCAAGGAACAGGCUGCAUGCUAAGUAACAAGCUGAAAGCGAGAAAAGUAUAUUUGUCUUUUAUGUCUCAAAAGCACCAACAUGUUUCAAAGAGAAUAAUCAAGCACUGGUUCAGUAUGAUUGCAUCUGCUAAAUGAACAUGUCUGUCAAUUAUUGGCCUUCACAAAACAUCUAAGAACAUUGUUUUUGGUUGUAUUUGAUAAUAUCCAUCUCCACCUUGUUACCACUGUCUUCAGCGUCUCCUCGUGUCAGAAUGAAGAUGGAGGCUUUUCCUUGGGCCAUAUUUAUUCAGUUUGAUAGAUAUAGAUAUUUAAUUUAAUAUGCAUGAUUUGCUAUUGAACUUCUUAUACUGUUACAGUACAGUACCAGGACUGAAUUGUACAGAUGUGAGAGAUACUGUAUGUUCGUUGUAUACUAAUACAUAUACUGUACUAUACCUAAUGUGAACUUGCAAAAUUCCUACAAGAGAUAAGCAGUAAAAACCACUAAUAAAGCUCUUAAAUCCA